Anas platyrhynchos (mallard) is the source of this 2904-nucleotide messenger RNA. It is a transcript of the gene SLC35E4, whose product is annotated as solute carrier family 35 member E4. NCBI's taxonomy places the organism in Eukaryota, Metazoa, Chordata, Aves, Anseriformes, Anatidae. The record is from RefSeq and is a predicted model, not a curated record.
UUUUUGGGGUGCGCAGUGCCCCCGAGGGUGCUUGUGGGGCAGCCUGAAGCUGUGAGCAGCGGGACAAGGCACGAGCAGGGAGAGUUCCCUCCACACACCUCCUGAUUUUAGCAGCUGGGGGUGACAACAUCACCCCCCACCCCAGGGGCUGGGGGCAAUGGCAUCGGUGGGGACCGCGGUGGCCCCAACGCGAGGACCGCUGCCAGGGUAUUUCCAUCUGAAACGUGCGUGGAAACCCUGUGAGAUUUAAUCCCCUCCUAAAACGAGACCAGGGCGGGGGCAGCUGGCGGGGAGCGGUGCCAGGGCAGGCGGUGCGCUGGGCGGGGAUGCCGGUGCCCGUGCCAGGCCCGGCGAGCGAUGGCGCCCGCCCCGGCGUGAGUCAGCCGGGGACACUGACGCAGCCCCGCCGUCACCAUGGAGGCCGCCCGUGCUCCCACCGCCUCCGGUCCUCCGGCUGCAGGCGGCUCCGGGGGGGAACACGCAGCCGCUGCCGCCGGUUCCCGGCUCGGUUCCCGGCUCGCCGUGCCGCUCCUCCGGUUUUCCGCAGGCCCGCACUGCCGGCCGCGGUGACGUGCGGCGGCCCGGUGGGGAGGAGCCUCGCCGCCUUCGCUCCCCGCCAUCAAACUUUCCUCUCUCCUUGGUGCCGGCGCCGCUUGCACAUGGCACCCCGCGGCUGACCCCUCCGUGGGCCCACCCUGGGCAGGUGACGCCAACGCCGACGCCGGGAGGAGCCGGGGACGCCGCACGCACCGGCACGGCCGGCGUGGCAGCGGUGCCCAUGUGCCCGCGGUGCCCCGGCGGUGAUGAAGCAGCGAUGACGGCCGCCAGCGGGACCCUCCAGCCCCGCAGACCUGAGCCGGGGUGGCAGCUGUCGGGGCCGCCUCUGCCGCUGGCCCUCACCGUGCUGGCCUGGCUGGGCACCGGCACUGCCUUGGCCGGCCUCAACAAAUGGAUUUUCGCCGCCCACGGCUUCCGCUACCCGCUGCUGCUGUCGUCCCUGCACAUGCUGGCGGCAGUGGCACUGGGGUACCCGCUGGGGUGGGCACGGGGCCCGCUGCCAUCCGUCCGUCCCCGGGCCAGGAUCUACCUGCUGAGCCUCACCUUCUGCGGCAGCGUGGCCCUGGGCAACCUGGGGCUGAGCCUGGUGCCGCUGGACGCGGCGCAAGCAGUGCACGCCACCGCCCCGCUCGCCACCCUGCUGCUGUCGGCGCUGCUGCGGGGCCGCCGGCACCACCCGCUGCAGUACGCGGCCAUGGGGCCCGUCUGCGCCGGGGCCGCCUGCAGCAUCGCCGGUGGCGUCCACUUCCACCAGCCCGGCGGCUGCGUCCUCCUCGCCGCCACCGUCCUGCGCGCCCUCAAGUCGCUGCAGCAGAGCCUGCUGCUGCAGGAGGACCGGCUGGACGCUGUCUCCCUGCUCUGCCUCACCGCCCUGCCCAGCUUCUGGCUCCUUUUUGGGGCGGCCGUGGCGCUGGAGGUGGCCCCGGCCUGGGAAGGCGUCCUGCGCUACGACGGCUCCCUCUGGGGCUGUGUCCUGCUCAGCUGCCUUGGCUCCGUCCUCUACAACCUGGCCAGCUUCUGCGUCCUCUCCCUCACCUCCGCCCUCACCAUCCACCUCCUGGGCAACCUCACCGUGGUGGGCAACCUCCUGCUCUCCCGCCUGCUCUUCGGCAGCCACCUGAGCGGGCUCAGCUACCUGGGCAUCGGGCUGACGCUGGCCGGGAUGUUCAUGUACCACCAGCCGCAGCUCGUCGCGCGGCGCUGGGCAGCGUGGCCGGGCCGUGCCCACCCCCGGAGCGAGUAGGGCUGCAGUGGCCAUGGGGACGGUGGCGAGCACUGGGCACAGCCCUGUGUGUGUGUGCAGGUGGGCAUGGCCCUGCGUGCACACGUAUGUGCUGGUGUGCGUGGCACGGUGCACGUGUGUGCGUGCUGUAUGCGUGGCUCCGUGUGCACAUCUAUUGGUGUGCAUGGUACUGGGCACGCAUACACCUGCUGCUGCUCAGAGCACUGUACGCACGUGUGUGUGCACAGCUCUGUGUGUGUACGUGUGUGCCGGUGUGCACAGGCCCUUUGUGCACGCGUGUGCUGGUGUGCACGGCUCUGCACGCACACAUUUCUGCCGGUGCGCACGGUCAUGUGCAGACCGAAGUGCUGGUGUGCAGAGCUCUGGGUGUGCACGUGUGCGCCGCAGUGCGCAGAGUCUGUGUGUGCAAGGGGGUGUCUGUGUGCGUGGGGAAAGUGCGUGCAGGUGUGCAAAGGCUCUGCAAGAGUGAGUGGAUCUCUGGCGUGUGUGCAGGGAGCACAUGAGUGUUGGUGCACAAAGGCUCUGUGUGUGCAAGCAGGUCUCACACAUGUAGGCGUGUGUGUGCCGGUGUGCACAGGCUCUGCACGUGUGAGUGGCUCUCUCUGCACGGCUCUGUGCAUGGGGCACGUGUGUGUCGGUGUGUACAGCCACGGGGGGCACAAGUGCACGUGCAGAGCCUUGUGCGUGUGUGUGUGUGCACAGCCUCCAUGUGCAAGCACCUCUCCGUGCACAGCAGAUGUGUGUGUGUGUGUGCACGUGUGUGUGCAUCACUACUGAGCUCUGCUGGGUGGAGUAAGCCCGGAGCACACGAGGGGCACGUGCACGCACUCCUCGUGCCCCCUGCACGAGGGACAGAGCGCGCCGGACCCUCGUGGUGCUGCGUGGCGGCGCGGUGCCGGUGUCCCCAGCGGGCGUUACGCUCCUCCAGGGCUCACCGACCUCUGACGGAGCAGUGGCAGAGCACGUGCAAAGCACGUGAGCGCCAGUCCAGCUGCGUGCACACCGGCCACGGCUGCACACCCGCGGGUGCUCUGCCAUAGGAGCGUGGCCUGGCUCUGGUGGCACUCGUCCUGAAAUAAAGCUCUAUUUUUGUUGUACUCCUA